AUGGAAAAUAUGCCACCAGGAUAUCGGUUCUACCCGACAGAAGAGGAGCUGAUUUCCUUCUAUCUUCAUAGAAAGCUCCAAGGAGAUCAGAGGGAGGACAUCAACCGGGUUAUACCCGUGCUUGAUAUUUAUGAUUACAAUCCUUGGGAUCUCCCACAGGUUUCGGGAGAGGCGAGCCUGAGAGACACGGAGCAGUGGUUCUUUUUCAUUCCGAGACAAGAAAGCGAAGCUCGCGGAGGAAGGCCCCGACGACUGACGACGACAGGGUACUGGAAGGCCACUGGGUCCCCAAAUCAUGUCUAUUCCUCUGAUAAUCGUAUCAUCGGCAUGAAAAGAACUAUGGUUUUCUACAACGGAAGAGCCCCCCACGGCCGGAAAACCGAUUGGAAGAUGAACGAGUACAAGGCCAUGGGAGGCGAGCCAUCCUCACCUCGCCCAGCUGGUCCUUUGUUAAGGCAGGAAUACAGUUUAUGCAGGGUAUACAAGAAAUCAAAGUGCCUGCGAGCGUUUGAUAGAAGGCCACCUCCGAGGAGGGAGAUGGAUGAUCAUGGGGGUUCAAGCUCAACGUCUCACCAUCAACAGCUUCAAAACCCGGAAGACUCGUCGUCAAAGGGGAAGAUAGGUAUGGCGAGCUCUCCGGAGAGUUCAUCGUCUGGAGAUCAUGCCCAAGCUUCGCAGGUCAGUGGGGAAGCGGCCGGUCAAAUGGAUUUGGACGAUGAGCCUUUGUUGGAUUGGGAGCAAGUUGACUGGUUUCUUGGCAAGCAUGACUAGACAGUGGGAACCCUGGAAAAUCAAACAAUUGAAUAUCGUCAACGUAUCUUCUAAAAUAAGUUGUCAUGUCACAUAUGGUUCAAACUAGAAAUUUCGGGGAUUUUUUACCAAUAUAGUGCAGACAUUAAA
This is a messenger RNA of Prosopis cineraria, 900 nucleotides long. RefSeq names its product NAC domain-containing protein 90-like. Lineage: Eukaryota; Viridiplantae; Streptophyta; Magnoliopsida; Fabales; Fabaceae. Gene Ontology annotation, biological process: regulation of DNA-templated transcription. Gene Ontology annotation, molecular function: DNA binding. Bases 1 to 771 code for a protein of 256 amino acids. The transcript has 3 exons. The record is from RefSeq and is a predicted model, not a curated record.